Messenger RNA from Gamsiella multidivaricata, 408 nucleotides. RefSeq lists its product as uncharacterized. NCBI's taxonomy places the organism in Eukaryota, Fungi, Mortierellomycota, Mortierellomycetes, Mortierellales, Mortierellaceae. The transcript has 2 exons. The record is from RefSeq and is a predicted model, not a curated record. The coding region runs from base 1 to 408 and encodes 135 amino acids.
AUGGCCUGGGUAGAGCGAUCCUUAGAUCAACAAAAGCAGGCGUAUGACGGGACCAGGACUGAACUGAGGCACCGGGAACAAGCGGUCGAGCAGCGGGAGCGUGAAUUGACAGAGAAGCUGUUACGGGUUGCCGGGGAGUCCAGAGAACUUCUCAGGAAGGAACUCGCCGCAGAGAGGGCAGAUUUCAGGAAGGAGAUGGCUGAUGAGAGGGCCGAGAUAAGAAAAGAGAGAGUUGAGUUCAAGCGCGAGAGGGACGAGUUCUUGAAGGAGCGCGACGAGAUCAAAGCACAGAAUUCAGCAUUACGAAAGAAGCUCGAGUUUGUCCGUCCUCGCUUUGGCCUCUUACCUGUCGAGGUUCUCGGGCCCACCAUCUAUCUCCACUACUGCGACGUUUUGCUCAAUCUGUAG